Messenger RNA from Oldenlandia corymbosa var. corymbosa, 1758 nucleotides. Lineage: Eukaryota; Viridiplantae; Streptophyta; Magnoliopsida; Gentianales; Rubiaceae. The record is from the annotation of a GenBank genome assembly.
AUGGCCGAAUUGUACCCGAAAAUGUUGAGAGAACAGGCCAUGUUUAUGCAAGUACAUCGGCCAGAUAUUGGUGCCGGCACUAGUGGUGGUAGAACAGUUGAAGACAAUGAAGAUGGAGAUGAAGAUGGAGAUGAAGAUAAAGAUGAAGAUAAAGAUGAAGAUGCAAAUGAAGAUGAAGAUGUCGGGGGUGUCGAAAGCAGUGAUGAUGAGUACGUCCCAUCGGAUGAGGACUCAGAUGACGACACUGAUUUUGAGUCAUCUUCUUCAGUCCCAUAUGUUUUCGACGACAUAAGUGGAUGGGACAAGACUUUAGAGGAAGUAGAAAACGAUGGAAUUAAAAUGUGGGAUGGCAAUCCGUUGACGCUAGGCCUUGAUAUACAUUUCGCCAACAAGCCUGAGGCACAAGCGGCAGUGGGAGAAUGGAACUUGGUACAUGGUCGGACUUUCCGGGUGAAAACGAGCUCUAAACGAACAUGGCGCGAGUUUCGCUACAGAAGGCCACCGAUACUUGGAAAAUGGUGGUAUGGUCCGAUUCCCACAACCUGUCUUGGGGCAAACAAGAGAAACGAGUCCCGAAAUGUCACGUCUUCUAUGAUUGCUAGACUGGUUGCCCAAAAUGUGCGAAAACAUCCAGAUUUUGCAGUUGCCCAAAUUCAAAUAGAAGUGAUGAAGAGGUACCAAGUCGAAUGUAGCUACAAGAAGGCAUGGCAUGGUAGAAGAAAAGCACUUGAGGCUCAGUAUGGUACAUGGGAAAGUAAUUUUCAACAAUUGCCCAGCUUCCUCAAUGCAUUGUUCAUGUCAAACCCGGACACUUGUGUGCAAUUCAAGUUUAAGGAAAAUUCAGGAAGCUCACAAAGGUUUGUAUGUAGGUAUGUUUUCGGGCAUUUGGGCCAUCUAUACGCUUAUUUCAUGCUUGUUGGCCAAGUAAUAACCAUCGAUGCCACUCACCUGCGAGGAUCCUACAAAGGAAAACUAAUUGUGGCAUGCGUAAAGUGCGCAAAUGGCACGAUUGUUCCCAUCGCAUUUGCUCUUGUGGACGAAGAGACUAUACACACUGGAAAUGGUUUUGAAACUGUUCUACCUCCUACUCCAAUGAAACUGUAUGAAGAGGCCCGGAAGAAAUCGUUGAGGCAAAAGGUCAACCGGUUUAGCAAGAGAAACCAGAAGUACGAAGUGGUUACAAUAGCACCUGAUAAUCAACCAUGGAAGGCUGACGAGAAGCAAGUUGUGCUGUAUGCAAAUCGAGAGUGCACUUGCGGAAGGUGGCAGACUUUCAGAUUUCCUUGUUCCCAUGCACUUCGAGUUGCCCGUGAGCUAGGUGACGAUCCCUUUCCACUUUUUGAUCCAUGUUACACUACGCAUCAAUGGUACCAACAGUUUUCUGGAGAAUUCAACCCAAUCAUGGAACCAUGGCCAAAGGCAACGUGGCAGAUCAGGCCAGAUGACACUAAACUUGUCCACCAUGCUGGCCGAGGUCGGAAGCGUGUGAAUCGAAAAAAAGGUGUGAUGGAUUAUACAAGCAAAUCUGGCCAGCGAAGACUCCAAACUUGCAGUUUAUGUAAGCUACAAGGCCAUAAUGCCAGGGCUUGCCCAUAUGCGAGAGUUUGCGCACGAUGUGGAAGUUUAGAUCAUGAUGCUGUCGAAUGCCCUUUUUCUCAUCCACCUGCUGACAGGACCGGUAUUGAUAAACUGUAUGAUCCAUAUGGAAUUCAUGGUGUGCCUAAUAUCAAUUCUGAUGAUGAUGAUGAUGAAGCGUAG